AUGGAAAAUCCCAGUCCAAGGGGGAAAGAACACUGCAAGGCUAUCAUGCUUAGGAGUGGUAAACGAACUAUCAAGCCGACUACAGACUCUAUUGUAGCACCAGACAAAGAGCUUUUCGAUAUACUAGGCAAAGAAGUUCCACAAAUUGUCACUUCUAUGCGUAAUGUCCAACCUUCAAAACUGUCGACAAAACCAAAGGUGUCAACUCAAUCAGAUGUAUCUCUACCCUUACCUUUUCCAAAAAGAUUCAAGGAGAAUGAGCAGAAUAAGCAGAAAUUUAUGAAAGAGCUCUUGUCCAAGAAGAAGAAGCUCAGUGAUAUGGAAGCUAUUGCACUCACAGAGGGCUGUAGCACUUUUUUGACAAAUAAGUUUCCCUCAAAAAUGAAUGAUACUAAGAGCUUUACUAUCCCAUGUUCAAUUGGCAAUCAUUAUUUGUGCAAGGCAUUAUGCAACUUGGGAUCUAGCAUCAACCUAAUGCUGCUAUCAACUUUUACAAAGUUGGGAAUUGGUCACAUGAAACCUACUGUAGUGACAUUGCAACUAGCUGAUCGAUUCUUGGCUCAACCUGAAGGGCAAAUCAAAGAUAUCUUAGUUCCUGUGGAUAAAUUCAUUUUUUCAGCUGAUUUUAUCAUACUUGACUGUGAGAUAGACAAUGAGGUUCCCAUAAUCUUGGGACGACCAUUUUUAACCACCGGACGAAUUCUUAUUGAUGUUUACAAAGUUAUUGUCUCCACAACACUGGAUGCAACUCAAGAAGAGAAAUUGGUCCAUAUUCUUAAGAAACAUACACGAGCUAUUGCUUGGAGUAUUGUUGAUAUCCAAGGCAUUAGUCCAUCUUUUUGCAUGCACAAGAUCAAGUGUCAAGAUGAAGCGAAGGAGUCAAUUGAGAAACAAAGAAGAUUAAAUGAGAAUAUGAAGGAAGUUGUUAAGAAAGAAAUUAUAAAGUCGCUUAAUGUUGGAAUUAUCUACCCUAUUUCUAAUAGCAAUUGGGUAACUCCAGUGCAAUGCGUUCAUAAAAAAGUGGCAUCAUAG
Molecule: messenger RNA, 1032 nt
Organism: Gossypium arboreum
Lineage: Eukaryota; Viridiplantae; Streptophyta; Magnoliopsida; Malvales; Malvaceae
Exons: 3
Coding region: 1-1032 (343 amino acids)
Source: RefSeq, a predicted model, not a curated record